ACUCUUAUUUGUCUUCUUACUUUUGAGUACUUACUGUUCGACCUCGGAGGGGUAAAUGCUAUACCCUAUAUAUAUGUAUUAUCCCUCAGUUUAAUUAGUACACUCUUCGAUUCAUCAUUUGUAGAAGAAAUAAAAAAUGAAGGUGCUUAUGUUGUUACGACAGCAGCAGAAUUCAAUAGCGUAUUGUGUGAAAGAGAAUAAACCAUGUGUUGUUGGUUGGGUGAAUUUGUAUUUCAAAGAUUGCCUUUGCAAUGUCCGCGAUGAAUUCUCUUUCGGUUUUGGUUUUGUAAGCCUCAUCUGUUGGGCUGUUGCCGAAAUCCCACAAAUUGUCACCAACUUUCGAACCAAAUCUAGCCAUGGCGUUUCACUUGUUUUCCUUCUUGGUUGGGUUAUCGGUGACGUAUUCAAUCUAACAGGUUGCCUUCUCGAGCCUGCAACGUUGCCGACCCAAUUGUACACAGCUGUGCUUUACACAGGGACUACUAUCAUACUAGUGCUGCAAAUCUUGUACUAUGAUUAUUUCUAUAAGUGCUGGAAGCGCAGUGAAAAUGAGACUGGACAAUUAGAGGUUGAAGAAGUACUGAAGAAGCCAUUGAGACCUCAAAAAACAACAGAUUCGGGGAUUCCAAUACCCAGCAGAUCUGCAUCACGCCCCAUGGACUUCUAUUUCAUGUCUGCAAGAUCAUUGGCUGGUAGUUCAACCCCGCCAUUCAGGUCGAAUCUGAGGCCUAUAGCAAGUGAUCCAUCAGCAGUGAGGCUUAAUAACCAUGAUUACUCUUCAGAUGAUGAUACAGUUGAUGCACCAUUAAAUAUUUCUGUUAGCCAACCUAAGCCUAUCCCUCGAUCUGCAGGUUAUGGAGCGUUCUUUGCAACAGUGUCUGGAAUGCCUCACCAGACAAAAGCUUUACUUGUUGGAUUUGGUGGAAGAAAACUAUUACAAGAGCAUGGGACGGAGCAUAGUGCACUUGGCCAAUGUUUGGGGUGGAUGAUGGCUGCUGUCUACAUGGGCGGUCGGAUACCUCAAAUAUGGUUAAAUAUUAAACGAGGGAGUGUCGAGGGCUUAAAUCCUUUCAUGUUCGUGUUUGCACUCAUCGCCAAUGUCACUUAUGUAGGGAGUAUACUACUUAGAUCAACAGAAUGGAGUAAGAUUAAAGCCAAUAUGCCUUGGUUGUUGGAUGCUGUUGUCUGCGUUGUGCUAGACUUAUUUAUCAUAUUACAAUAUGUCUACUACAAAUACGUGCGAAAGAAUCCUUCCACUUCCAAUGGCAGAGAAGACGAAGGAGCCUACAAGAAAGCAAAUAAAAAUUGAGGACAAAUUUCUACAGCAUAUGGCUAGAUGGUGGCUACUUUACUCUAUACUCCUGUAAAGCCUUGGGAUCCCACUGCUAGAUCUGCUACUAAUUCGGAAGACUGUUGCAGCUAAUCUCCUAGUAAUCGACUCUUACAUCCCUUCUAAAGUUAUCUAAUUUAUUUGACCUGUGUUUCGUAAUUAGUGAUGAACUUACUAGCUUGUGAUCAGAAUCUUAUUCUGAAGUGAAGAAAUUUUUUGGAGAGGCUCUUUUAACUCGUAUGCCUCUAGUUUAAUAUAGCUCUCGCGUACCUGGUUACA
Messenger RNA from Solanum tuberosum (potato), 1609 nucleotides. RefSeq names its product probable vacuolar amino acid transporter YPQ2. Gene Ontology annotation, cellular component: membrane. NCBI's taxonomy places the organism in Eukaryota, Viridiplantae, Streptophyta, Magnoliopsida, Solanales, Solanaceae. The transcript is spliced from 12 exons. The record is from RefSeq and is a predicted model, not a curated record. The coding region runs from base 137 to 1309 and encodes 390 amino acids.